CUCGCCUCUCGGCGGUGCGCCGCGGCGAGGGUCCUCCGAGCCGCGGGAGUUUCGGGCGCGGUUCAUGGAAGGGCACCUCUGAUCGUUUAUUUCAAGGACACAGCCCGCCCUGAGAGGUAGGAAGCAGCAGGGCUUGCUAUACAAAGGAGGGCCACAGUCCAGCAGAAUCAGUGCCUCUGUAAGAAGUGCAGAAGCUCAAGCCUCCUUCCAGACCUACUAAAUGAGAAGUGCCUCCUAAAACUUGCAGGACAUUCCUGGUGAUUUUAGAAGAAUUACUACCAUGGAAUCAAUCUCCAUGAUGAGCAGCCCUAAGAAUCUGAGUGAAACAUUUUUACCUAACGGCAUAAAUGGUAUUAAGGAUGCAAGAAAGGUUACUGUGGGGGUAAUCGGAAGUGGGGAUUUUGCCAAAUCUCUGGCCAUUCGGCUUAUUAGAUGUGGCUAUCAUGUGGUCAUAGGAAGCAGAAACCCCAAGCAUGCGUCUGAAUUUUUUCCUCAUGUGGUAGAUGUUACUCAUCAUGAAGAUGCUUUAACAAAAACAAAUAUAAUAUUUGUCGCAAUACAUAGAGAACAUUACACGUCCCUCUGGGACCUCAGGAAUCUGCUUGUGGGUAAAAUCCUUAUUGAUGUGAGCAAUAACAUGAAGAUAAACCAAUACCCAGAGUCCAAUGCUGAAUAUCUGGCUUCAUUAUUCCCGGAUUCCUUGAUUGUCAAAGGAUUCAACGUUAUCUCAGCAUGGGCACUUCAAUUAGGACCUAAGGAUGCCAGCCGUCAGGUUUACAUAUGCAGCAACAAUAUCCAAGCUCGACAACAAGUUAUUGAACUUGCCCGUCAGUUGAAUUUCAUUCCUGUUGACUCGGGAUCUUUAUCAUCAGCCAGAGAGAUUGAAAAUUUGCCCCUGCGACUGUUUACACUCUGGAGGGGGCCAGUGGUGGUAGCCAUAAGCUUGGCCACAUUUUUCUUUAUUUACUCCUUUGUCAGAGAUGUGAUUCAUCCCUAUGCGAGAAACCAGCAGAGUGACUUCUACAAGAUUCCUAUUGAGAUUGUGAACAAAACUUUGCCCAUAGUCGCCAUUACACUGCUGUCCCUGGUCUACCUAGCUGGCCUUCUCGCAGCUGCAUAUCAGCUUUAUUAUGGCACCAAAUACCGGAGAUUUCCACCUUGGUUGGAGACCUGGUUACAGUGUAGGAAACAGCUUGGAUUACUCAGUUUUUUCUUUGCUGUUGUCCAUGUUGCCUACAGCCUCUGCUUACCAAUGAGAAGGUCAGAAAGAUACUUAUUUCUCAACAUGGCUUAUCAGCAGGUUCAUGCAAAUAUUGAAAAUUCUUGGAAUGAGGAAGAAGUUUGGAGAAUUGAAAUGUAUAUCUCCUUUGGCAUCAUGAGUCUUGGCUUAUUGUCCCUCCUGGCAGUCACUUCCAUCCCUUCAGUAAGCAAUGCUUUAAAUUGGAGGGAAUUCAGUUUUAUUCAGUCUACACUUGGCUACAUUGCUCUUCUCAUAAGUACUUUCCAUGUUUUAAUUUAUGGGUGGAAACGAGCUUUUGAAGAAGAGUACUACAGGUUUUAUACACCACCAAACUUUGUUCUUGCUCUUGUUCUGCCCUUUGUUGUAAUUCUGGGUAAGAUUAUUUUACUCCUUCCAUGCGUAAGCCGAAAGCUGAAGAGAAUUAAAAAGGGCUGGGAAAAGAGCCAAUUUCUCGAAGAAGGCACUGGAGGAACAAUUCCUCAUCUUUCCCCAGAGAGGGUCACAGUAAUGUGAUGAAAGUGGUGCUCAUCGAUGUCAUAUAAAGUUCUACGCAUACUUGUAUUUUUAUGACUUCUGUGUUCAGUUGUAAGUCUGCUGUUAAAUUCCUGUAGUCUGAAAGCUAUUAAAUAAGAUGUCAACGGAACUAGUGAUAGGAUUUUCAAGUUAAGUUUCCUAAGUUGUUAUUUUGUCAACAUGAGUUUUUGUAGUCCACAUAUUGUUGCAAUUAGGUAUGUUUAAUUUUGUUAUAUAUAACUGUUAUAGUAUUGUUAUUUUAACUAUAUUGCAUAAUCUGGCAAAUAAUUAUAGUUUAUAACAUAGAUAUAAGAUAAUAUUAAAAACACUUUGCAAACCAGCAGAAUUUGAAGCUAUUAACAUCAUUCAGUGGAUGUACUUUUCCCAAAGCUUAAGGCUUUAAUUAUUAUUAAACUCAAGAAAUAAAAAUGUAUAAUCAGGGCUGGAGAGAUGGCUUAGCAGUUAAGGUGCUUGCCUGCAAAGCCAAAGGACCCAGGUUCCAUUCCUCAGGACCCAUG
Messenger RNA from Jaculus jaculus (lesser Egyptian jerboa), 2271 nucleotides. RefSeq names its product STEAP2 metalloreductase (gene Steap2). Gene Ontology annotation, biological process: copper ion import. The record is from RefSeq and is a predicted model, not a curated record. Bases 281 to 1753 code for a protein of 490 amino acids. Gene Ontology annotation, molecular function: ferric-chelate reductase (NADPH) activity; cupric reductase (NADH) activity. NCBI's taxonomy places the organism in Eukaryota, Metazoa, Chordata, Mammalia, Rodentia, Dipodidae. Gene Ontology annotation, cellular component: endosome; plasma membrane. The transcript is spliced from 6 exons.